AGUGGGACUUUUAAUUUGAAAUCGAAGGCGCACUGGGAUGUAAAUAUAGGAAGAGGCAGGGACUGAAUUUCGAUUGAAAUUCCUCUUUUUGAAGUUCCUCUUUCAUUUAAACCGCCUCUGUCCUUUAAACCGGUCAGUUAGAGUGAAGACCAGAUGAAAUAAAGUAUAGCGAACACGUUUAUAAUCUAACUGACCAUAUUCCUGAGGACGAGGCUCGUUUGUGGAUUAUAUUUUCGUGUUAUCGAUAAGGAGGGGCUGACCGACUCUUCAGCUGCGGAUUCGUGUUUGUCUGUCUGUUUGUUUGUUUGUUUGUUUACUUCAGGUUUUUCUGCCUGAAUCUCUUUAAUAACGUCUGUAAACCAAGUUAACUGAGUGUUAUCCGUACAAAACGGGCCACUAUGUCCACGACGACGCUGGAAAAGAGCCAGACUUUCUCUCGCAAUAACGUGACGAAGCUGGAUCGUCUGAACGUCCGGGUCAGCAAGCUGCUGACGGUGGCGGUGCAUGAGGUCCUGGAGGUGGUGAGAGAGACGGUGUCGGAAUAUCAGGAGAAGACGGCGCGGACGCAGAGGGAGAACGAGAGGCUGCGGCUGAAGUUGCGGGACGCCCUGGAGCAGCUGGAAAGAGAGAGAGAAGUGUCAAGACUUGCCUCCAUCUCCUUGUCGGUCAAUAGCCUGUCCACUCAGACUCAGCCGACACCUGGCUCAGAUGUUUCCUGUUUGAGGCAAGAGUCCACUUCUGCUCAGCCUGAGGAUCCAGUUGUUAAAGGAGAAGAGCUCGGCCACGCUGUAGAGGCAGAGACGGUUUGUGACCUGAGAGUGGCGCUAACGUUAGCCGAUAUGUGUACAUCAGAAGCGGAACAUGACAGCAGUACAGAUCUGACCGAAACGCAGCACAGUGCGCAAGCUUCAGAUCGCUUGCCUGCGGACCGGGCGCCAAGCAUACCUGUACAGGACAUUAAAACUGAAUCUGCUGCUGGGGAACACUCUUCCCCACAACAACAGAUGUCCCAGGUCGGGUUAGAUGAUGUUGCUGAGGACCUUAGUGACCCUGCAGCAGGACAAGAUCUCAUUGGUACAAGCUCCUAUGGUAUUGUAUUCGUCCAGUCAGAUCUCAGUACAGCUGGAAGGUGCAUGAUGACUGAAAGGAGCGCAAAGUCGGCCAUGGAAAGGUCCAGGAGCCUGCAAAUACCACGGGGUGUGGAGAACCAUGGUUGCAAAGUGUGCGGGAAGACGUUCAGUCGUGUGGGGAACCUCCGGAUCCACGAGCGAUGUCACACCGGAGAAAAACCGUACUGCUGCCCUGUGUGCGGCCGCUGCUUCAUCCAGGCCGGAGACCUAAAGAAGCACAAGAGAGUUCACACCGGAGAGAAGCCCUACUACUGCCUCCAGUGUGGCAAAAGCUUCAGCCGGAGGGAGAACCUCAAACGGCAUCAGAAGAUCCACAUAGGACAGAGUUUACAUCACCAGCGUUUAUGGAAGGGCCCUCAGUAGGGCUGGGCGAUAUGGCCUAAAUAUCAUAUCACAAUAUUUCUUAUGUUAUCGCUGGCGUUACGGUAUUUGACUGUAUUUUAUUUCACAGUGCAGCUUGUAUGAGAAACGUAUCGCCCAAAGACAGCAGCCACUGAUCAAUCAAGAACAAAACGCCACACUGUACAGGCCUGUUACAUCACUUUUUAGGAGGAGUGGUGGGUGUUAUGAAAAUGUUUGAAUUAUAUGUAGACUGCAGAUUCUUUUAUACUUUUGCUAUGAGCAACUUUUAAUAUUUAACAGAAAAAUACUGUCAAUUAAGGUUUUGAAAAAUCAAUUGGAGCAUGAAUCAAAAUCUGAUAGACCCAAAAAUUAUCCACUUGAAGUGAUGUUAAGGCAUUCAAAAGACAUUUUUACAUGUCCUGAUGUGAUCCAAAAUGUCAGUACCAGAGCAGACACAGGUAUACUUUAACAAAUUUAAUGGAAAUUUUUGCAUAAUUCCUUGGUCGCAGUGUGAACAGAAUCAUUCUGAGUGGUUUGAUAUGAAAUGGUUCAUUGUAAAGACUCAGAUGUGGUGAUAGGAACCAGGGGUCACCAUGACUACAACACAAAUAUAGACAUGUAAUUUACUAUCCAAAUCCACCAAUGAACCAACAGGUGUCUUCUGAGUUUUAUAUGGAAUGUUGAUGAUAGUAAAAUAGUGAACAAUCUGAAAAAUAAGCUUUCUUUGAAGACUAUUUUGCCUCACAACGCCCUGCUUGUAUCCCUCCGCCAUGAAUGGAUUGCAAUAAAUGCAUUGACAGGACAUUUUACGCUAAAACAUCAUCACAAAACAGGCAUCAGGCUGAGUAUUCAUAACCACUUUGUGUGAUAACUUUCUGUGAGGGAGCUUUUAGAGGUGGACGUCUGGUUCCUAUCACCACCACUGUGAGCAAUUUGAGUAAAUCUGACUUUAGCUUCUCUCGAACGGAGCAUUUCACGCCAAACCACUCCGAAUCGCUUUGUUUACAGCUUAACCAUUUAAUUAUGUGGAACUUUUUUAUUUUUGGAAAAUUUGGUGGAGUUCCCCUUGAGGCCUUAUCCAAAUCCAGUCCUUUCUUAGGGCUAUUUUACCCUAUUUAUUGCACUGUUGCACUGAUUUUAAGACAACCAAGACCCGCAGCAGUGAGGCACGUUUUCAUAAGUUAAUAAAACGGUUCAAAUGUCUGGAGGAACUAUUUUAAACUGAAAAACGAAAACAGCCCAGCAGCGCUUCACUGCUUCACUCAUGGUAGAGCAACCUGAAAAUUAAAACUCCAGUAAUCUUUGGAGGCGUUGGGUCGAGUUUUUCGGACUAUGUCAUACGACUUUACAUAUUAACCUCAUACUGGUGGUGUAGACAGAUGUAUAUUUUUAGGUGGGCCUGUCAAAAAGUGGGUAGGCCUGUUUGGUAGAUACAAAUUAGCCGUGCAGUCGUCGGCCUUCCUGUUUCAAAGUUUUUUUGCGCCCUAUGGUAAUAUAACCAGUCCGCCAGAACAUUGAAUUCACAUAAACACAACAAACACUGCAACACCCUUGACUAUGAAGACCAUCACAGCAAACUUAAAAGCCUAAACCUAAUCACUGAAGCCACAAACAUAUUGCCACAUAAAAAUGUUUGUCCAUUCAUAUCUUUCCUUUGAUGCACUGAAGUAACGUUAGAUAGUAGCUUGGACAUUUUCACAGUCUAUUUCAGCUUCUGUAGUAAAAGAGAUGAGAACACAAAGCUGACACUUUUUUUUUUUUGUUUUGGGUGAGUAGAUAAUGACACUAUCAGGGACAAAAUUAAAUUUUUAGCCUCCCAGGUACAUCUUUUACCUGCAACU
Colossoma macropomum (tambaqui) is the source of this 3313-nucleotide messenger RNA. RefSeq names its product zinc finger protein GLI4-like. The record is from RefSeq and is a predicted model, not a curated record. The coding region runs from base 399 to 1493 and encodes 364 amino acids. NCBI's taxonomy places the organism in Eukaryota, Metazoa, Chordata, Actinopteri, Characiformes, Serrasalmidae. Gene Ontology annotation, cellular component: nucleus. The transcript has 4 exons.